AUGGCUCAAGAAGCAUCAACCAACCAUCCAUUGGGGACGCAACAGUUCGAAGACAUAUACGAUCAAGACCCAGAAGAGCUGGUCAUCAGGCUGUUGAGGGCGUCACCCAAGAAGCAGAUGACGAUCGAGCAACACCUCUUUUGGGCAAGAGCAUCGGUAAACGAGGCUCUCGUUAGUGCUAUACCGGUGGAGUUUCAGGAAUAUGCCGACGUGUUCUCCAAGGAAGGAGCCGCUCGACUACCUGAUCACUCUGAAUGGGAUCAUACCAUUCCUCUUAUGGAAGGAAAGCAGCCGCCGUGGGGACCGAUCUAUUCGCUCUCCCCACCUGAAGAUAAGGCACUCCGGGAAUAUUUGGACGAGAACUUGCCCUCCGGCAAAGUAGUCCCCUCCACUAGCCCAGCAGCGGCACCCGUCCUGUUCGUUCCGAAAGCUAAUGGUAAGCUUCGGUUAUGUGUCAAUUUUCGUGGUUUGAAUGGAAUCACAAUCAAGAACCGUUAUCCACUGCCACUCAUGAAUGAGCUGGCCGACGCAACGAAAGGAGCACUCUACUUCACGAAGAUAGACCUGAAAAAUGGCUAUAAUCUGAUUAGGAUUGCUAAGGGCGAAGAAUGGAAAACCGCUUUCCGAGCGAAAUACGGCCUUUUCGAAUAUAGGGUAAUGCCUUUUGGCUUGACCAAUGCUCCUGCGUCGUUUCAGGUCAUGGUCAAUACCAUAUUCAAGGAUCUUCUAGAUCAAGGCGUAGUAGUCUACCUGGAUGACAUCUUAAUGUAUUCAAAGACUAGAGAAGAGCAUACGACUCUUGUACGAGAAGUUUUGGAGCGACUGCGACGACACCAUCUAUACGGAAACCUCGAGAAAACGGAAUGGUAUCAACAGGAUGUAGAAUUCCUGGGAUUUAUACUAUCAGGAAAAGGGAACCGAGUAUCACCAAAGAAGGUGCAGGCGAUCGAAGGUUGGUUAGCCCCAACCAAGGUCAAGGAACUUCAAUGCUUCCUUGGUUUCGCCAAUUUCCUAAGAUGGUUCAUCCACCGAUACUCUGAGGUUUGCAGACCUAUGACCGAUCUCCUGAAGAAAGGUUCCGUAUGGAAAUGGGGCAGGGAACAGGAAGAUGCGUUCGACGAGCUCAAGAGGAGAUUUACGUCUGCUCCAAUACUCCGACACUAUGACGAACACCGCGAAGCAAUCGUGGAGACUGAUGCGAGUGACUGGGCCGAGGCCGCAGUACUCUCUCAGGUGUUCGAGGACGCGUAG
Molecule: messenger RNA, 1251 nt
Organism: Morchella importuna
Lineage: Eukaryota; Fungi; Ascomycota; Pezizomycetes; Pezizales; Morchellaceae
Exons: 3
Coding region: 1-1251 (416 amino acids)
Source: RefSeq, a predicted model, not a curated record